AUGAAUCGAGCUAUUCGUGUAAUAAAGGAUUAUGCACGGCCAUACGUUUUCGGAAUGAUUCAUGUACCAGCAUUGCCAGGAACUCCAAUGAACAAGCUGUCCCUGCCUGAGAUUCUCGAAGUCGUCAAGAAAGAAGCUCUAAUUUACGCGUCCGCUCAAGUGGACGGAAUUAUAGUGGAGAACAUGCACGAUAUACCGUACGUGAAACCUCCGAUUGGCCCAGAAAUCGUAUCAUCCAUGACAUUGGCGUGCCAAGCGGUUUCUGUGGCUCUCAGUCAACAGAGAGAAAGGAUGCUGCUUGGUGUGCAGAUCUUGGCAGCUGGGAACAAGGAGGCUCUCGCUGUGGCCCACUGUGCAGGAUUCGAUCUGAUCCGUGCGGAAUGUUUCGUAUUCUCCCAUGUGGCUGAUGAGGGCUGGAUGGACGGCUGCGCUGGUGAGUUGCUCCGAUAUAGACGUUCAAUAGGAGCCGACUCCGUUGCCAUCGUAACCGAUGUGAAGAAGAAACACUCAUCCCAUGCCGUGACAUCCGACCUCUCCGUUGGUGAUGUUGCCGAAGCGGCAGAGUUCUUCCUCGCAGAUGGUGUAGUCGUGACAGGACGCUGCACAGGAGAAGCAGCUGAUGUUUCCGAUUUCGAAGCCGUUCGAAAACACUGCUCGUUGCCAAUAUUUAUUGGAUCAGGCGUCACCGCCUCUAAUGUUCACCAGUUUCGGAGUGCUGACGCUCUGAUUGUUGGAUCGGACUUUAAAAAGGACGGAAAGUGGAUGAACGAACUGGACGCGGACAGAGUGAAACAUUUUAUGAAUAGAAUAAACUCACUAGGAUAG
Cooperia oncophora is the source of this 825-nucleotide messenger RNA. The record is from the annotation of a GenBank genome assembly. Lineage: Eukaryota; Metazoa; Nematoda; Chromadorea; Rhabditida; Trichostrongylidae.